GCACUGCCGGCAGCGCGGGGCAGGACGGGCUGCACGCUGCCGUACUUCCGAGAGGGGAGAACGGGAGUGGGGGGCUGGGAGCGGCCCAGGGUGGGUUUGUGGGUUGUUUUCUUUAUUCCCUGUUCAGUCCGGGGGUUGAAUACGCACGUGUGUUUGCUUGCUGUACAGCCGGUGUUUUGCAUCCUGAUAGCAAAAUUGCUGAGAUCGAUCAUGAAGACGUUUUGUGGAAGAGCCAACCCCACCACGGGCUCGUUGGAGUGGGUAGAAGAGGACGAGGACUAUGACUACCACCAAGAAAUUGCGAGGUCCCGCUAUGCAGACAUGCUUCACGAUAAGGACAGGAACGUGAAAUAUUACCAAGGUAUUCGUGCUGCCGUGAGCCGAGUAAAGGGAAGAGGUGAGAAAGCAAUUGUUCUAGACAUAGGGACUGGUACGGGACUCCUGUCUAUGAUGGCAGCUUCAGCAGGUGCAGAUUUCUGCUAUGCAAUUGAGGUUUUCAAACCCAUGGCUAAUGCUGCGGUGAAGAUAGUAGAGAAAAAUGGUUUUCGUGAUAAGAUCAAGGUAAUCAAUAAGCACUCCACUGAAGUCACAGUCGGGCCAGAUGGAGAUAUGCAGUGUCGUGCAAAUAUCCUGGUAACAGAAUUAUUUGACACAGAGCUGAUAGGAGAAGGUGCUUUACCAACCUAUGAGCAUGCACACAAGUACCUUGUACAGGAAGGAUGUGAGGCAGUGCCUCACAGAGCAACAGUGUAUGUCCAGUUAGUGGAAUCCAAAAGAAUGUGGUCCUGGAACAAACUGUUUCCUGUUCAUGUUGAAGCAGAGGAUGGUGAAAAAAUUAUUGUCUCCCCUUCAGAAAUGGAGAACUGCCCAGGUGUUCCUUCUGUUUGUGAUAUCCAACUGAACCAGAUGCCUUCAAGUGACUUCACCAUCCUUAGUGAUGUGGUGACUAUGUUCAGCGUGGAUUUCAGUAAGCCAGUAAGGAGUGCAUCUACCUGCUACAGAGUGCAGCUGGAGCCUGUAAAAUCUGGCAAGGCACAAAUUGUACUUUCCUGGUGGGAUAUUGACAUGGAUCCUUCUGGAACAAUAAACUGCACGAUGGCUCCAUACUGGGUAAAACCCAUGUCUGCUUUCCAGUGGAGAGAUCACUGGAUGCAGUGUGUUUAUUUCCUUCCAAAAGAAGAGCAGAUUCUCCAGGGUGAGAAGGUGCACCUGACUGCCUGUCGUGAUGAAUACUCCGUGUGGUAUACACUGCAGAAAGCCAGAGAAGAAGAUGAGAAUAAGGCAGAUGUUCGUGUUGAGAGUCCUGUUUGUAGAUGCCAGGCCCACCUUCUUUGGAACAGACCACGCUUUGGGGAGUUGAAUGAUCAGAACCGAACACGCCAGUACAUCAAGUCUCUGAUGAAUGUUCUGAGAACAGAUAGCGUUUGCCUUUGCAUCAGUGAUGGCAGCCUGCUACCUGUGUUGGCUCACUGUCUCGGAGCAGAGCAGGUGUUUACAUUGGAAAACUCUGCCGUGUCCUGCUCUGUCAUGAAAAAACUUUUUAAAGCCAAUCAUCUUGAAGAUAAGAUUAAAAUAAUAGAAGCCCGUCCUGAGUUGCUGACAUCGUCUCACUUGGAAGAUAAAAAGGUUUCUGUUCUUAUUGGAGAGCCAUUUUUCACUACAAGCUUGCUGCCAUGGCAUAACCUGUAUUUCUGGUACGCUAGAACGGCUGUGACCGAGCAUCUUGCCAGCAAUGUCACUGUCUUACCUCAGUCUGCUGCCUUGCACAUGAUGAUCGUGGAGUUUCAGGACUUAUGGAGAAUCCGGAGUCCAUGUGGCACCUGUGAAGGAUUUGAUGUCCGGACUAUGGAUGACAUGAUUAAAAAUUCUCUGAAUUUUAGAGAAUCGAAGGAAGCAGAACCUCACCCUUUGUGGGAAUACCCUUGUAAGUCACUCUCCAAUCCCCAGGAGGUUUUGUUAUUUGACUUCAGAAAGACUGUACCACAGCACUGUCUCAGCAUGGAGGGGUCUGUAAGUCUGUUACGAAAGGGAAAGAGCCACGGAGCAGUUCUGUGGAUGGAAUAUCAUCUUACUGCUGAUAUCUCAGUUAGUACAGGACUGAUGCAGAUUCCUAAUGAAAAGGGAAACUGUGAAUGGAAUCCCCACUGCAAGCAAGCUGUCUACUUUUUCAGCUCUGUUAUUGAAUCAGAAGCUCUGACAGACCUUCCUACUGCUGUCACGUAUGCGAUAAAUUUUGACACAAAGACAGGAGAGAUUGCCAUGGAUUUUAAGCUAUUAUAAAUUACUUCCACUUGUGAUGUAAAUUAUAAUAAACACGUAUAAUAUUCUUUGUAUGGCA
Messenger RNA from Coturnix japonica (Japanese quail), 2338 nucleotides. It is a transcript of the gene PRMT7, whose product is annotated as protein arginine methyltransferase 7. Gene Ontology annotation, biological process: chromatin remodeling; peptidyl-arginine methylation, to asymmetrical-dimethyl arginine. Gene Ontology annotation, molecular function: protein-arginine N-methyltransferase activity; histone methyltransferase activity. NCBI's taxonomy places the organism in Eukaryota, Metazoa, Chordata, Aves, Galliformes, Phasianidae. The record is from RefSeq and is a predicted model, not a curated record.